UAUGCUGUGUUUGGGCUCGUUUUCGUGUCUUCCCGGCGGUUGAACUCAGACUCGAUGGUUGUUCUAAGCGUGAGGAGCUCUCACAGAAGACGCUAUGUUGCCCUCUUCCUGAGUAUCACCGGGUUCAUCAUUUACCGUCACUUCAGCGGGCAAACAGGGAGGAUGAGGAUAAGCAGGUCAGAAGGGUUGAGUGUCAACUCUUCCCAGUUCACCUUGGGAGGUGAGCCAUUCCGCCUUCUGGGAGGCUCACUUCACUAUUUCCGGGUGCCCAAGGCCUACUGGAAGGAUCGGAUGAUGAAAAUGAAGGCUUGCGGCAUCAACACGCUCACAACAUCUGUGCCAUGGAAUCUACACCAGCCUGGAAGAGGAGAGUUCCAGUUCUAUGGAGGCCUGGAUCUGGAAACAUUCCUCCACCAGGCCGUGGAUGUGGGUCUCUGGGUUAUCCUCCGUGUGGGACCUUAUAUAGGCUCAGAGCUGGAUCUCGGAGGACUGCCUAGUUGGCUCUUAAGAGACAGAAAGAUGAAGCUGAGAAGCACCUACCCAGGUUUCACGGAGGCCGUCAAUGCUUUUUUCGACAAGCUCAUUCCAAAAGUGGUGCCUUUGCAGUUUAAGAAAGGAGGCCCUAUCAUAGCUGUGCAGGUGGAAAGUGAAUAUGGAUCGUUUGCAGUGGACAGUGAUUAUAUACCGUUUCUUAAAGAGGCUCUUCAGUCUAGAGGCAUCAGUGAGCUCCUGCUGACAGCAGACAGCCACGAGGGUUUAAAGAGUGGUGGAGUGAGUGGAGCCCUCAGAACUCUAAAUCUGAGGAAACUCAAUUAUGACGACAUCAAGUAUCUGGAGGCUGUGCAGCCUAACAGUCCCAUGCUGGUUAUGGAGUACUGGACCGGAUGGUUUGAUGGCUGGGGCGACCUCCACCACACCUUUCCAGCUGAGGACAUGGUUGCCGUGGCGAGAAAGGUUCUGAGACGUGGAAUGUCCAUCAACCUGUACAUGUUCCACGGAGGGACCAACUUUGGCUUCAUGAGCGGCGCGUUAGCAAACCGCUCCUACAAGGCUCUGGUCACGAGCUAUGAUUAUGAUGCUCCUUUGUCCGAGGCUGGGGAUUACACACCGAAGUACCAUCUCCUGAGAGAUCUCUUCAGCCGAUACAACAAUGGCCAGCUCCCAGAUAUGCCAGCCCUGCGCUGGAAGGAAAGCUAUGAGGCAGCGAUCAUGUACCAGCACCUCUUCUUAUGGGACGCCCUGCCCUUCACACAGGAGCCAUUUAAAUCCCGGACCCCUGUCAACAUGGAAAAUCUUCCUGUAAACAACAACAAUGGACAAGCGUAUGGCUACACUCUCUACGAGACAACCAUCACCACCGGAGGCUUCUUAAAAUCGGGAAACAACAUCCGAGACAGAGCCCUGGUGUUUGUGGACAGAAGUUUCAUUGGUUUAUUCAAUUACAAGACAGUGGAAUUAGCCGUUCCUGAUGGGAAGGAGGAGCGCACUUUGAGCUUACUUGUGGAAAACUGUGGGAGAGUGCAUUAUGGCCGCACCUUAGACCACCAGCGCAAAGGUAUUGUAGGGGACAUUUUAUUGAACAAUGUGCCGCUGAGAGACUUCACCAUUUACAGCCUGGACAUAACACAGAGUUUCAUUGACAGUUUGUACAGAGCGCCAUGGAAGUCUCUUCCCAACAAGCCAAGCUUUCCAGCAUUUUUCCUUGGAAGGCUGUUCGUGGACGGCUAUCCGGGCGACACGUUUGUGAAGCUGCCAGGCUGGAGCAAAGGCGUGAUCUUCAUCAACGGUCAGAACCUUGGACGCUACUGGGACGUCGGUCCACAGCAAGCACUCUACGUACCAGGCCCUUUCCUCAACAGUGGAAUCAACCAAGUCAUCGCGUUCGAGGAAGCAGAGGCUGAUUUCAAAAUCCAGUUUGAGGACGCUCCUGAUCUGGGAAUGACCGUCGACAUUUAG
Colossoma macropomum (tambaqui) is the source of this 1956-nucleotide messenger RNA. RefSeq names its product beta-galactosidase-1-like protein 2. Gene Ontology annotation, molecular function: beta-galactosidase activity. Gene Ontology annotation, cellular component: vacuole. The record is from RefSeq and is a predicted model, not a curated record. Gene Ontology annotation, biological process: carbohydrate metabolic process. The transcript has 19 exons. Bases 55 to 1956 code for a protein of 633 amino acids. NCBI's taxonomy places the organism in Eukaryota, Metazoa, Chordata, Actinopteri, Characiformes, Serrasalmidae.